Messenger RNA from Zonotrichia leucophrys gambelii, 705 nucleotides. Its product is annotated as platelet glycoprotein Ib alpha chain-like. Bases 1 to 705 code for a protein of 234 amino acids. The transcript has 3 exons. Lineage: Eukaryota; Metazoa; Chordata; Aves; Passeriformes; Passerellidae. The record is from RefSeq and is a predicted model, not a curated record.
AUGGUCCCCCCGGGCAGUCCCCGCCGUCGGGGCUCAGCCCCGCACCCUGUCCAUCCUCCCUCAGCCCCGCACCGUGUCCAUCCUCCCUCCGCCCCAUCCUGCACUCCUCACCGCACCGUGUCCAUCCUCCCUCAGCCCCGCACCGUGUCCAUCCUCCCUCAGCCCCGCACCGUGUCCACUCUCCCUCAGCCCCGCACCCUGUCCAUCCUCCCUCAGCCCCGCACCGUGUCCACCCUCCCUCAGCCCCGCACCGUGUCCACCCUCCCUCAGUCCCGCACCCUGUCCAUCCUCCCUCAGCCCCGCACCGUGUCCACCCUCCCUCAGCCCCGCACCGUGUCCAUCCUCCCUCAGCCCCGCACCGUGUCCACCCUCCCUCAGCCCCGCACCCUGUCCACCCUCCCUCAGCCCCGCACCCUGUCCAUCCUCCCUCAGCCCCGCACCGUGUCCAUCCUCCCUCCGCCCCUGCGGCUGCACCCGGAGCCUCUCCCUGCUCCGGAUCCAAACGCCGUGCUGGUGCAGAACCGCGAAUCGCCUUCACUUUGGGCUGGCACGGUGCAGGUGGAGGGACACCCGGCCGUGCUGGCUCGGCUCGGCUCGCAGGGAGACAUCCCCGACUUGGAUACAGGCAGGAAAACAUCCCGGGGAGCUGGCAAAACCAGACAGCAGCGCUCAGUCCCACGCAGCCCUGGCAUCCAGCAGCGCUGA